AUGCCUACUCCUUUGGGUGAUACACUUCCUUCAUUAACUCCUCUGUCUACUUCAGAUAAUCCUCGACAUACUCAUCUGCCUAUUCAUCACGACCCUCAAUUCCCUUACGCGCAAGAACUAGACGAUUUGUCAACAGCUACUUCGCGCCAUAGAAACAUUUCUUCCAAAUCCAAAUCCAAACCUAAAUCUCACUCAAAUUUACACGGCGCAACACAAGCAGAAGAUUCACAACAUUUACUCGGCGACCAAGACUCUGCAGACGAAGACGAGGAAGAGGAUCUUGAAACGGAUUCUAUGGGGACUCGUUCUCGCAAAGGCAAAGCUUCAGAGCCACUAGGCUCUUCCUCUGCCACAGGAGGUGAAGAUUCCCAUCUACCAAUUAUCACCAUGAACGGCAAUGUCGAGUACCGGCGCAAGCAUGCGAACCUCGACUCUCCCCUAGUGACCGCAAAUCUCAUGGCGCGCGAGUCUUUUACCUUGGAUGAUCCUAUACCAAAGACCCCUAUCCUUAAUAACCAUGGGUUUUCCGAAUUGCCCAUGCAAGACAAAAGGAACUUCUUACUUCUAGUCCUUUUAUAUUUCCUGCAGGGUGUUCCUAUGGGUCUUGCGACAGGUUCGGUACCUUUCUUACUCAAACCACAUAUGUCCUACAGUGCCUUGGGGGUGUUCAGCUUGGCUUCAUAUCCAUAUUCUUUGAAGCUGCUUUGGAGUCCAAUAGUGGAUGCGAUAUGGAGUCCAAAAGUAGGACGAAGAAAGAGUUGGAUCAUGCCAAUUCAAAUGCUGUCAGGAUUCGGAAUGAUAUGGCUAGGCUCCCAAAUUAAGGAAAUGAUGAUUACAGCCGGAGCAAACGAUGGAGCAGGAAUUUGGACUUUCACCGGGUGGUGGUUCUUUUUGGUAUUUAUGUGCGCCACACAGGACAUCGCAGUUGAUGGAUGGGCGCUUACCUUGUUGUCACCCGGAAAUAUCUCAUACGCAUCGACCGCUCAGACUGUGGGAUUGACAGCUGGACAAUUCAUGUCCUUCACAGUUUUCCUAGCUUUCAAUGCUCCAGACUUCGCCAACAAAUGGUUCCGAAAGACUCCCCUGGAUGAAGGUGUCAUGACAUUGGGAGGAUAUCUCACGUUUUGGGGGUGGACAUACAUAAUUGUUACUAUUGGCCUGGCGCUUUUGAAGCGCGAAGAGAAAACCCGGAACGAAGAUGGGAUUUGGGAUGUCUAUAGGGUUAUGUGGGGAGUGCUGAAGCUCAAGAAUAUCCAAACCAUCAUUAUUAUCCACUUGAUUGCAAAGAUUGGCUUCCAAGCUAAUGAUGCUGUUACGAAUCUCAAACUCAUCGAUAAAGGAUUUAGUCAAGAAGAUAUGGCUUUGACAGUACUCAUUGACUUUCCCUUUGAGAUUGGCUUGGGCUACUAUGCUGGAAAAUGGUCAACAUCCUACACACCUUUACGUCUUUGGUGUUGGGGAUUUGUUGGUCGUUUGGUCGCUGCCAUUAUCGCUCAAAUCACGGUCAUUAUCUUUCCUGUAAAUGGAGUGGAUACUUGGUAUCUACUUGUUGUUAUAGCGGAACAUAUUUUCUCGACAUUUACCAACACUGUUAUGUUCGUGGCCAUCUCAGCUUUCCAUGCUAGAAUUGCGGAUCCUGUCAUUGGUGGAACUUAUAUGACCUUGCUCGCUACUGUUUCUAAUUUGGGUGGUACCUUCCCUCGUUUCUUCGUCCUCAAGCUCGUUGAUUACUUUACUACUGCAACAUGUAUUCCACCCGGAGCCGGUUACACACUUGCAGCUGAUCUCAAAGGACCCCUCAUCACAUCGUCCUUCUCCUGCGCCAUGGCUGCCGAGAAAGAUCGCUGUUUGUCUGGAGGAGGCAUAUGUGACAUCGAGAGAGAUGGAUACUAUGUCGUGAAUAUUAUCUGUGUCAUUUUUGGGGCUGUAACAUUCUGGGGAUACAUCAAACCAGCAGCUCUAAAGUUACAAGCUCUACCAUUGAGAGCCUGGAGAAUUGGUGAAGGCAACGCUUAA
This is a messenger RNA of Sclerotinia sclerotiorum 1980 UF-70, 2016 nucleotides long. RefSeq lists its product as hypothetical. Gene Ontology annotation, molecular function: acetyl-CoA transmembrane transporter activity. The record is from RefSeq and is a predicted model, not a curated record. Gene Ontology annotation, cellular component: membrane. NCBI's taxonomy places the organism in Eukaryota, Fungi, Ascomycota, Leotiomycetes, Helotiales, Sclerotiniaceae. The coding region runs from base 1 to 2016 and encodes 671 amino acids. The transcript has 2 exons.